Megalobrama amblycephala (Wuchang bream) is the source of this 4012-nucleotide messenger RNA. Its product is annotated as periplakin-like. Gene Ontology annotation, molecular function: cadherin binding; structural molecule activity. Gene Ontology annotation, cellular component: membrane; intermediate filament; cytoplasm. NCBI's taxonomy places the organism in Eukaryota, Metazoa, Chordata, Actinopteri, Cypriniformes, Xenocyprididae. Bases 646 to 2373 code for a protein of 575 amino acids. Gene Ontology annotation, biological process: intermediate filament cytoskeleton organization; wound healing. The record is from RefSeq and is a predicted model, not a curated record. The transcript has 17 exons.
GAUAGUGAGGAGAUGUUUGCUGUAUGUGACAAAAAAAUGUUUUGGCCUAAAAACGCGUGAAUUCGCUUAGAGCACCUUUAAUCUUACAACAAUUGGAAUAGCUCUAAUCAUUCUAUCGUAAAUAUUAACAAAACACUGCAGUUGGAAUUUCUCACAAAAUUAUCUAUACAGUAACAGAUUUCCAUAACGUAAAAAAAAAAAAAUGUAUUCCUCCCAGUUUACUAAAAAUUGCAUUGGGGACAAUAAACCGUUUAAUACUUUAAGUAAACAAUCUAUGUAAAGUGUAAAUUUGAAAAUAAAACCACCAGUAGGUGGCAGUAAAUCUUAAUGUGUCAUUCAGAUUCAUUCAGGAAUCACCGUUGCUUGGAGACGCGCAACAGUUCUGGUGUGGCUUUAUUUGAAACUAUUUUCACGAAAUCGAGCAAAAACAGACAGUAUUGUGGCUAAAAUUUUAAUAUUAGCUUGUUUAUUGGACUUCAAUCAGAUCACCCAACUGGCAUUGGUUUAGCGAACCUGAUUGAUAAGUUGCAGAAGAAUGCAGACAAGGUGGAGCAGAACAUCAUUGAAACAGAAAAGAAUUAUAACAGGGAUAUCAAGAAAAUUAAUGAAGGGAAGCAGCCCUUGUACCAGGAGGACACCAACAAUAUGCUCUUGAACUCACUGGAGAUACUGAAUAUUCUGGAUGAAGAAGCAGUCACAGCCUCUCGUUUGAAUCACCCUCAAUCUAAGAUGAUUGAGGAUGAUAUGAAACGGCUACGAGUGCGUGUGAUGAAGCUUUGCGAGGAUCAUGAUCGCAUUUACCAUAUUACACGAUCGGAGCAGGUUCCCACCACCAGCUUGGGAAAGAUGAUUGAUGAGAAACUAACAAGUGUGAACAAUAAAGGAUUCGGACAAGAUCUGGCCACCGUCGAGAAUGAAUUGAAGGAGCACAAUAUUUUCCACAGUGAAGUAGAGGCAUUGGCUCCACACAUCACUGCAGACUGGGAUGGUGUGGAUGGCCGGCUGUACAAUAAACUACUGGCAAGCUCCACUGCACGUCAGAAGAACCUGCUCAGUCUGUUUGAAUACAUGCAGCGCUGUACCAAUGAGCUCUACUGGAUGGACCAGCAAGCUGAAGAGCGAAUCGCAUAUGACUGGAGCAACAACAACCUUGACUACCCUGCCCGAAAGAAGCAGUACGAGGACUUCAUUUCUAAGUGUCUGGAGUCUAAAGAGAAAACCAUUGACCAGCUGAAUAAAGAUGGAGAGGAACUUAUUGAGCAGAACCAUCCGGCAAAAAAUGCAAUUGGGGCGCACAUGGAUGCCUUGCAUGCGGAUUGGAAGGAAUUCCUCAACCUGCUCAUCUGUGAAGAGAACAACCUUAAGAACAUGGAUGAUUAUCACAAAUUCCACAAGGAUGCAAUAGACUCCAGUAAUUUGCUGAAGCGUCUGCAAACCGAGAUCAACCAAAAGUAUAAUCCUGAGUUUAAAGACAUGUACCAGGUGGAGGUCCUGAUCGCUGAGCUGGAUGAUCAGGAAAAGGCCAUGGAGCAUUUUGACGAGCGACUGAAAGCUUUACAGAAGCGCAGCUUGCAGGUGCUCCCUCUGAAGUACCGCAGGGAGACUCCUCAGAAACUGCUCCCUCUCGAAGCUCUGUGUGAAUACGAGACUACUGAGGGUUCAAUUUUGCGAGGAGAGCGCUACACCUUGCUCAGAAACAAUGGGCACAAAUGGGAUGUAAAGGAUGCAAAUGGCCACACCAUGAGUGCUCCAGGAGUGUGCUUCAUAAUCCCACCAAUCGACCCUGAGGCUGUGGCCAUUGCUGAUAAUCUAAUAAACCUGCACAAAGGUAUCAAACAGAAAGUAACCAGCAGCAAACCUGCACUACAGGCUCGACUGGCAGAGCUAAAGAAGGAGAGUACAGGAGAUAAACAAGAGCAGCAAUGUCGUCAACUGAUGGCUGGGUUGGAUAAAGUGGUCCAUGUAAAGGUAGCUAAUGAUCUGGAUAAGCAGGAGAAGGCAGUUUACCCCCCAUUGGAGCAGACGCCUUCUGUUCAAGACUGCGCUGACAGGCUACAGGACAUAAAGUCCAAACAUAAUACUGAAGCUGGAACAUCACAGAAACAAGAGAGAUGCAAAUCAGGUGCUGAGUUUGUGGACAAGCACAGGACAAAGUUGAUCAGUGGGGUCUCACUGGUGGAGCCCAUUGCAGAUGACAUGAAACCUCUGAUUGGUGAUGCAAAAUACCAAAUCAUCUUAAAAUCAGAAACAACUCAUGCACAAAUGAGAAAGCUUCUGGACUUUUUGACCGUAGCUAGACUGAAAGAGGAACUUUACCAAAGUCUUAAAAAACAUGAGCACAUCCUUGUUGAAGAUUUGGAGCAUUCCGGGUAGAUGGGUUUCAUUUGGCUUACUGGCUGCGUUCCACUCCAAAUUUUUAUGCCCUUCACUUGCUAACUUGUGCAAGUGGAUUUGUGGCUUGUGGACUCGGAUGUACGUCAUUGCUUACGUUGCACGAGUGCACCACUACUGGCGGAACUCAUGCAUAUAAGGUUUAAAUGAAACGCACUAAGCCCUUGAUCACUUGGAAUUCACUAUGGAGUUGAUUUAUUAUUUAAACCCCUUUUGUACUUAUAGAAUGUUGCAUAAAACAAAUUCAUAUGCUUAUAAGUAUAUAAAAUAAGUAUAUGAGCUGUUAAAGAAAAAUAAAAUUACUCUAAUGAAACAAAAUGUCAAUAGUAUAAACUUUGACUUUGAAUAUAAAGUAGCUACAAUUAUUAUGUGAUUAAAUCUCAACAUAAUAUAUUAUACGCUAUUAUGCGAUUAAUUCCCAAAAUAAUCAAUGUAUCAUACACUUCAGUUAAGCGUGAUCUACUGUGACGUCACAAUCAAGCUGAAUUGUGGGAUAUAGAGCUGCUUGAAGCGUACAUCAGAGUAGACUCGCUCCCUCUGUCAAAAUCGAGCAGGCGAGGGUCUGUCCAUAUAAACUUACCUUGUCCACUUCACGAAGUGGAAGGCACUUAAAAAUGGUGGCAGGGAUUCCCCUGAGGGGAAUGCCAUCUGUACAGGAGCUGUCGCAGAAAUGGCUCGACAUGUGACAAAACUACUUUUAUCCUGUUACUUACAUGUUACUGAUCUACAGUUAUACUUAUCACUGAGUUCUAAGGAUCUGAAUAGUCUGGAUUUUGGAUGAAAAAUUGGAUGGCCUUUAACUUUUUAAAUACUGAAAAAACUUGUGAUGGUCAGAGCUUGAGUAAAAAUCAGAUUGAGCUUGCUCUUAAUUUUUCCGAACAUUAAGCAGGUAGUAUAUUUGGGUUUUUAUUUUGAUACCAAUUCAACCAAUCAAAUAUUUACUAGGUUAGGUUUUUUUUUUAAUUAUUAUUUUUAUUUUUAAUGAUACGGAGAAGCUUAUUCAAGCUUUUAUUUCUUCCAGUCCCAUCCUGGCUUUUAUGACUGCCUGAUUUUUAUUUUGAGGCAUGGAUUUGAGAUCCAGACUGUUUGCUGGCCAUGUCUUUGAGUUGAUGUGCCUUUCCUGAGGAAAUGCUUUAAAGGAACACUCCACUUUUUUUGAAACUCCCCUAGAGUUAAACAGUUGAGUUUUACAGUUUUCGAAUCCAUUCAGCCGAUCUCCGGCUCUGGCGCAGUGGCGUAGCCAGAUUUCCAGAUUUGUUAUUUUCACAUUGAUAUGUUACAAUGCAUGGUAAAAUGCAACAGCUGUUUUUAGACUUACUGGUUUGAUUAUUUCACAUGUUGCGGGUAGCCUCUGCUGUUAUAUCUUUGCGCGUGAGAGUUCGUUAUUAUGCGGUGAGUGGCAAUGUGAAGCGGCACCCGAGGCAUAUAUUAAUAUAUUUAAUAUAUAUUUUUAAAGUUAUAUAUUUAAGGUGAAAUGCUUAUUGUAGCCUAAAUAGAUGCUUAUAGAGUACCUCAGGGAUGACGCGUUUUUGUAGGCCAACCCGGAAGUUAGCGGCGCACGGGUUCCCUCAGUUGAAAGCCUAUGCAUUUUUCCCAUAGACUUUUGGAAAAUCGCAGAAAA